Molecule: messenger RNA, 4647 nt
Organism: Ectocarpus sp. CCAP 1310/34
Lineage: Eukaryota; Phaeophyceae; Ectocarpales; Ectocarpaceae
Source: the annotation of a GenBank genome assembly
AUGCACGACUAUGAGUACACCCCUCCCGAUCCCUCCCCCCCCCCUCUGUUCAAUGGGCGUCAUCCCCCGAAGCUUUUGCCAGCGACAAACUGCAGCUCCUCCUCUCUAAUUCCCACGGACGAGGAGUCUCAACAAGAGAACGGAAAGGUUUUCUCUUGUUCGUGCGGUGGCGGCGGCGACGCCUUCACUGAUGCCCUGUGCGGGUUGCAACCGGAGACGUGGGUGGAGUUCACCAUCAAGGGUUCCGGGACGGCCGAGUCUCUCGCCUUGAUGACCUUCACAGAGUUUGCCGGCACGGAGACGAUGAUCCGGGAAGCCUGGCCCGGAGAGCAUGACUUCUACUAUCCGGUUAUCUACGAAGGGGCGGCUACCGACUGUACGGUUACUCGCGGGCUGUGUCUUCCUGUGGAGGACACCGAUAUCGGCGAGCAGGAGUGCAUUCGGUACGACUGCGGAGACACGCAAGGCAGUUGCCCCCCCGAGGGGUAUCCGGUCUGCGACGGCUUCCCGGAGUGCGUCAGCGAUUCCGGAGAUGAGUAUCAGGUUCACACGUGCACCGGAGCUCCGGCCAGCGACAAGGCGUUGACCAUCGCUUGCCAAGACCAGCAGGUUAAUGGGACCUAUAUCUGCUGGUACCAGCAGCCCGGAGAGUUCGCGCCGCUCUCGAUGACCUGCUCCGUUGGGUCCUGCCUCUACGAGGGAAGCGAGGUGUUGGCGAUCGAGGCCACGGUGGUGGAAGAAGCGCCCCUGGACACGUCGGAGCAGUCGUUCAUCCUCAUCGCCGGAGCGCUGCUGCUCCUGCUCCUGUUCUGCCUGUUCGCCCUCGCCACGGACUGGGGCUCCGCACGGAAGGACUCGAAGAGCUGCUUCUUUUCCAAGUCCAGGAACGUCGGGGGGUGGGAGGGGGGAUCGGCGAUGGGAGGAGACGGUGCUAGCACCAGCGCGGCCUUUGGCGGCGAGGAGAAGGCUGCCGUCGGUGGUGAUGAUGGCGCGGCGGUGGCGGGGGCGGGGGCAGCGGUGGCUGGAGUCGGGGUGCCGCCGGCCGCCCCAACUCCGGCGCCGUCGCCGGCCGUGCUGGAGUGGAAGAACCUGAGCUACUCGGUGGCGGUCAAGACGCGCGGCAGCGGCAGCGACAGCGGAGGAGGAGGCGUUUUCGCCGCUCUUGCCAGCGGGUGCCGUUACCCCGAGCUGCCGGUGUUGUCCCGGGUGUCCGGAUUUGCCGGGCCGAUUGCCGCGGCUGGGACGUAUCCGGGCGGCGACGGCGCCGCCCCUUCCGUUGUCAGCGGUGGGAGGCCGCUAUCGAUGUCUUCGAACUUGUCGGGCGCUUUCUUGGACGGAAGGGCCGGGUUCCCCGCCCGUUCGACCUCUGCGACCUCGACGGACGUUGCCGCCUCCGAUACCGGAGCAGCAGCGGCGGCGGCGACAGCGUUCUCCGGCAACCAGCCGGCAGGCUGCUGGGCAACAACAACAACAACAGCACUGCCGAGCACGCUCACCGGUAUCCUGGGGCCCUCGGGCGCAGGGAAGUCUUCCCUGUUGGACAUCCUCGCCGGACGCAAGCGUUCCGGCGAGGGCCGCGCGUCGGGCCAAGUUUUCGUGAGCCUGGACGGCCGGGGGGGGCGAGGGGGCCCCGCAGAAAUCAGACGGGUGGCCGGGUACGUACCCCAGGAGGACGUCCUCCCGGGGACCCUGACCUGCUACGAGCACCUCAUGUUCCACGCUAGGUUGAGGAUGCCAAGGAAGGCCACCCAUGGGGAGCGGCGGGAGCGGGCGCUGGCGGUGCUGGGGGAGCUGGGGCUUAGCCGCGUCGCGGACUCGCGCGUCGGGGACGCCCGGAAGAGGGGGCUGUCUGGAGGGGAGAAGCGGAGGCUGUCGAUCGCGGCGGAGCUGAUGGCAGGACCGCCGCUGCUGUUCCUCGACGAGCCCACGACGGGGUUGGAUGCCGCCACUGCCCUUAGGGUGAUGGUACUCCUUAAGGGGGUCGCCUCCCGGGGCACUACAGUAUUGUGCAGCCUCCACCAGCCGCGUCCCCGUGUGCUCAACCUCCUGGACAACGUCAUGCUCCUGUCCCGCGGCAAGGUGGCCUACUUCGGCAGCCCGCAGGGGUCCGAGUCCUACUUCUCGUCGGUGGGGCGGCCGUUCCCCGCGGAGCAGCCCCACCCGGCCGACGCCAUGCUCACGCUCUGCUGCAGGGAGGACGGCGGGGCUCUCCCGGCCCUGUUCGAGCGGUGCGCCUUCGUGGAGAACGGUGUCUACUGCGUGCCGUCGGCGGCGACCGCAGCGUUCCUUAGGGCCGGCGACGGUGGUGGUGGUGGUACAGAGGAGCCCGGGAGCGGGAUGUCCUCCAGCCGGCAGUCUUUACGUCGGGACGGUAGCCAGCACAGAGACAUGGAGGCGCAGAGCGUGGCCGGAGUGGGGGGGCACCAGGACGAUGAGGAAGAGGAAGAGGAGGCACCGUGGCUGGAUUGCUGCUCGGAGGGUAAGGACAGGCGGCGGCGCUCCCUCACCGCGGGCUUCCUGGUCCAGACGGAGGCGCUGUGCAGGAGGCUCUUGCUGCGCGCGGUGAGGCACCCGCUGUUGCUGCUGCUCCACUUCGGCGGGGCCGUGGCCAUGGCGGUGUGCCUCGGCACCAUCUUCCAGGGGAAGUUGGGGUUCACGCUGGACGGGGCGCAGAGCAGGUUCGGAGUCCUGUUCUUCCUGCUCCUGUACCUCUCCCUUCUUUCGCUCACGUCGCUGCCGGUGUGGCGGGAAGACCGAAGACUCUUCCUCUCCGAGUCCAUGGGGGGAGCGUACGGCCACCUCCCCUAUUUCCUGUCCGUAGCCCUGGCCGAUGUCCUGCUGGUGCGGGUGGUCCCGCCGCUGGCGUUCGCGGUGCUGGCGUACCCGCUCAUGGGCCUCAACGACUACGGAGACGGGAAGUGGACUCUCUUUUGGUUCUCCGUUAUUUUGGUGCUAGCUAACGUGGCCGUGGCCCUGGCGGCGAUGGGCAUCGGAGCCCUUGGCCUGCCCCUCGACCUCUCCAACCUUUUGGGGGGAUCGAUGGUGCUGGUCUUUGCCUUGUUCAGCCGCUUCUUGAUCAACGGGAGCCGUAUUCCCGAUGGUUGGCAGUGGCUGAGUAAGGUGACCCCUCUCGGGCACGCGUACGAGUCGCUUCUGGUGAACGAGUUCAACGAUCCCUUUGGUGCAAGACCGUACACAAUUGUGGCCGAGAGAUGCUCCCCAGACCUGCCCGUAAUCAAGCCCCUGGGAUCGACCAUCCUCGAAACCUUCAACUUCGACCCGUCCCUCUCCAACAUGCGCGAGGGCGUGGCGGCGCUCUCGGUGAUUGCGCUGGCCUUUUGUCUGUUGAGCUUCUUGCUCUUCUUCAUCUUCACGAGGCGAGUUGUGACGAGCCCCCUGCGCCUGCGCAAGUCGGACGGCGGCAGGCGGCGGAGCUCCUCCCGCCCGCUCUCGGCCACCUUCGGAGGAACCCCCGCCUACGGCGACGCUAACACCAUCAGCAACUCCUCCUCCAACCUCCUGGACGCCCCCGUGAUGGUGACGGCAGCAGCCGCCGCAGGCGCCGCUGGCGCAAAGUCCACCGGACCGAAUGCGAACGGUGUGGCGGCGGGGUCUUCCGCUGUGUCGUCGUCGCAGGGCGCAGCGGCGAAUCACGGCGUUCCUCCUAGCGGUGGCGGUGACAACGGUGCGGCAUCGCUAUCCGCAGGGGGCGGAGACCGUCGUAGCAACGGCGGCGACAUCGUCCAGCCGAUCCUGCUGUCGUGGGAAGACAUCGGUGUCCCCCUACCCGGAGGCGGUAAGGGCGGGGCCCCCGCUGCCGCCGCCAUCUUGAACGGGGUCUCGGGGUUCGCUGGGCCCGGCACCGCAGGUAGCAGCGGGAACGGUUCCCCCUUCGCCUCCGCUCCGGUAUGGUCCGGCAGCGUCACCGCCAUCAUGGGCCCCUCCGGCGCGGGGAAGACGACUCUCCUGAACGUUUUGGCCGGGCGGAUGCGUCGCCUCGGGAAUAAGAACAACGGCGGCCGUGUCACGGGAGCCGUCCGGAUCAACGGCAGGGCGGUGACGGCCGCGGAGGUCCGCGGCGUCUCCGGGUACGUUACCCAGGAGGACGUGCUUCCCGAGACGCUGACCUGCUUCGAGCACCUCAUGUUCCACGCCGAGCUGAGGAUGUCGACGCCGGAGGCGGUGACGAGGGGUUGCGGCUGCGGGCGGGGGACUGGGCGGCGACGUCGUCGGGCCUCGCGGGAGGAUAGGAAGCAUCGAGUGCUGCAGGUGCUCCGAGAGUUACGGCUAGAGGACGUUCGUGACUCUCGCAUCGGAGGCGGGCUGUCGCGGGGUAUCUCCGGGGGAGAGAAGCGGCGCCUUUCGAUAGCCACUGAGCUCCUGACCUGCCCGGGCCUUCUGUUCCUCGACGAGCCCACCACGGGACUAGAUGCCUCCACGGCGCUGACGACGAUGCAGCUCCUCUCCGACCUGGCCUCCUCCCAGGGCAUGACCGUGCUCUGCAGCCUUCACCAGCCCCGACCCCAGGUCUAUGACUCCCUCGACCGCGUUCUCCUCGUCUCGCGAGGCUCCGUUUCCUUCUUCGGACCCCCGGCUACGACGCAGGCCUACUUCGCAUCCCUGGGGCGCCCGCUAUGGGGGGGGGGG